UGACAUGUUUUGACCGGGUGUUUUCUUUUUGGGUGAAAGAAAAACGUGGUGUAGUGGUGUAACGUCUAAUAAAACUUAAAUUAAAGUGUUUCAAUAGUCCAAAUCCGCAAAAAUGGCACUGAAAGCGAUGAAAUGUCGUAAAUCGAAGCGACAGAAAGCAUCCUUGCGGUACAAGGUAAUCAAGAAGAUUGCCGAGAACAAGCGCAAGAAGGCGAAGGAAGCGAAGAAGUUGCCUAAAUUGAAGAGCAAAAAGCAGAAACUAAUCCAAGUGCCCAACAUCUGUCCUUUCAAAAAGGAAGUGCUUGAGGAGGUCGAAGAGUUCAAGCAAAAGCAGGAGGAACUGCGUCAGAAGGAGCGGGAGCGGCAGAAGGCACAGCGUCAAGAAGAGUUACGCUCCAAGACCCUUCAAUCGAUGGUGGCUGAUGCGGAGAAGCGCCAGGAUCAAUUCAGCCCUGAAGCGGCCGAGGAAGAUGAAUAUGCAAACGUAAUGAACGGAGGCAAGGAAAACUCCCUGAAAGCAUACUUCAAGGAGUUUAAGAAGGUUGUUGAUGCCGCAGAUGUCGUGCUGGAAGUGGUUGAUGCUCGCGAUCCGCUCGGUACACGGUGCGCCGAGGUGGCAAAGAUUGUUCGUGAGGCACCGGGACAGAAGCGGUUGGUGUUGAUCCUCAACAAGGCGGACCUGGUGCCACGCGAUAAUUUGGAAAGGUGGAUGAAAUAUUUGCGUCGUUCUGGUCCCGUCAUACCCUUCAAGGCGACAACGCAGUCGCAAAAAUCCAACAUUGGCCACAAAAAGUUUAAAGCCGCCAAAACUUUAGAAUGCUCUCCCUGUAUUGGAGCGGAUUUACUGAAGGAACUGUUGGCAAACUACUGCCGUAAUGAUAACAUUCGCACUUCUAUCCGUGUCGGUGUGGUUGGUCUUCCGAAUGUGGGUAAAAGUUCGCUGGUCAACUCGCUGAAGCGCAAACGUGCCUGCAUGGUUGGUGCUAGACCGGGCGUCACAAGGCAGAUGCAGGAAGUGCAGAUUGAUUCGCAUGUGAAGCUACUCGACAGCCCGGGCAUCGUAUUUCAGCGUCCGAAGGACCAAGACCACAACAAAUAUUUUGCACUGAAGAACGCACAAAGAGUGACCGAAAUUCAGGACCCAUUCCCGCUGGCCAACGACAUUCUCAAGCGUGGAACGAUGAUGUACUUCUGCAAGCUGUAUGACAUCAGCGAGUUUCAUUCGACGGACGAAUUUCUGGCAAAGAAAGCGGUCCGCAUGGGUGCGUUGGCGAAGAAGGGUGUACCCGACGUAAAGAAGGCAGCCCGGUGCCUGAUUGAGGAUUGGAAUAACGGCAAAAUCAAAUAUUGCACACAACCUCCGGAGGAUAAUGCGGAUGAGGUGCAUCUUGACGCGCAGCUCGUAUCACCUUCGGACGAUGUGCCCGGGUUGGAUCUGGAUCAACAGCUCGAUGCUUUAGUGCAGCAGCUCGGCAGUCAGUAUGAGGCCAGUUUCGAUGUGAAGGACGCGGAAGGUAUGAAAGUGGCUAUUAAAAAGGAGGACAUUCUCACGAUGGAAGUUGACACUGGCGGCCCAGUGCACAUGCGGUUGGCAAAGAGCGACCAGCUAUCGCAGCUAACAAAUGAAGGCACGAUUAUUGAGCGAGACGAUGCCAUGGAUGGCAAAACCGGCGAUGGAAGAUCCCGCAAGCGAAAGGUGAAUGAUUACGCUGAGGAAGAGAAACGCUUCCGCAAAGACCCAAUGUUCUUGCUGGAGGGCAAUCAAACGGCCAAUCGAAAUUUGAAGCAAGAAAUGAAAAAGCGUAAAAAACUACAAAACAAGCAGACCAGCUCUCCCGAUGAAGUAAAGGAAGAGAAGGAAGCCUACGAUUUCGAUGACGAUUAUGGUAUGGAAGACUAAAGCAAAGCGCACUCAAUCAUAACACAAUACAGGAUGCUAUUCUUCUUUCGUUGAAUCCUGAACAGAAAUACACAUUAUCUUUUCGUUUUAUAAGUACUAUAUCUGUAUUACUUGCAAAAAAGGUAAUGUAUAUUCAAUAAAAAAGACCAAUGUCAAAGGA
Anopheles coluzzii is the source of this 2060-nucleotide messenger RNA. RefSeq names its product guanine nucleotide-binding protein-like 3 homolog (gene Ns1). Lineage: Eukaryota; Metazoa; Arthropoda; Insecta; Diptera; Culicidae. Bases 113 to 1900 code for a protein of 595 amino acids. Gene Ontology annotation, cellular component: nucleolus. The transcript has 2 exons. Gene Ontology annotation, molecular function: GTP binding. The record is from RefSeq and is a predicted model, not a curated record.